Messenger RNA from Astyanax mexicanus (Mexican tetra), 2880 nucleotides. RefSeq lists its product as uncharacterized. The coding region runs from base 129 to 731 and encodes 200 amino acids. The transcript has 6 exons. NCBI's taxonomy places the organism in Eukaryota, Metazoa, Chordata, Actinopteri, Characiformes, Acestrorhamphidae. The record is from RefSeq and is a predicted model, not a curated record.
UUACUUUCGUUCUGUCGCUGUGUUUGAAGGAGUAGGUCACUGUGGUGAACGAGCUGAAAACACAGCGCUGUGAAGAAUUAGCCAAGAUUAGCCUCCAAAACUACUGACAACUGAAAACUACUGACAUCAUGUCUCGAGUUGGACCAGCCCCAUUUAAAACAACACGAAAAGAAUUAAUCAAAUACUUCAUUGUUCUGGCUGGAAACACUCUCAACUGCCACGAGAAAAUACUAGAGUGUCUCAGUGAAAAGCGGAAUCUGCGGAAGGUUUCUAAUGCGCAGGACUGUCACGUCAUUCUGGUUUUCUGUCCCAUUGUUUCUCGAGCUGGAACUGACAUUGAAUCAGCACUCAAGAAGCUCAAUGAAGAAUCAGACACCAAGCCUGCUGUUCUGAUGGUGCUCCAUCACACAUUUGAUUCAGACAGCAUCGUUUCAGACAGCAGAAAUGCUGUAAGGAGGGAAAAUACAGACACUGUAGACAUUCUGUUCCAUGAAGAUCGGGGACUGCUGAACUGCUCUAAAAAUGAUAUGGCUUUAAGAGCAGCCCGGAAGAGCUUGACAAAGCUGAGAAAAAUAGCAACGGGCAUGGAUAGAAAAACACUACCAAAUCAUGGAAAAGGAAAUGCGUUCGAAUGUGACAGACUAAGAGAAGACCCAGAUACUGAAGACAAUGAAGAAUCAACGACCAAAUGCUUUUGUCUUCCAAAAUCAAAAAAAUCAAAAAGGAAAUAGCUUUUUUUUCUCCAAAAAAUGGCAUUAUUACAACCCUUUAAACAGCUGUUUACUGAUGCAUAUAUUUAUUUUGGCCCAUGUUUGUUAUAGUAAAUGGGAAAUUCCACCAGUUUUUCAGAGUUUCUUGAUAAUUCAGUUCAAUAGUUUAAUUUAAAUUCAGUUGCAAACAGUAUCAUUUAGAUGCUUUUGAAUGGAAAUAUUUUAUUAUGAAAAAACAUCCCAAACUGCAGCAGCAAUGUGGGUGGAAAUAUAUGUGUAGCAUUGACAGUGAGACAUUAGAAUGAGUUGUUACUGUUUUUGCUCUGUCGAUACCAGCUUCUGAUUCUCAUGCUAUAUAACGGAAUUGCUCAGGAGGCCCUACAUGAGACUCUCCUGUUGCAUUUUUCUUGACAUCUGUCAAGUAAAGUAACAUUAAUACUGCAGACUAUGUUUUAAUGCUGUCUGCUCAGAAAGAAUAGAGGCUGAGGCUUUCAGCUGAGUGGAAGGUUUACUUGCACAUACACAACAGUACACACAUACAAUAAAAUUCAAAAUGCAUAUCAACAUUACAUUAUUAAAGUAUUAUGUAUUAUUAUCAUAUCAGAAUAUUAUGAUUAUCUCAUAAAAUGACAUGGUGGUGGUGUGUUUGUGUGUGUUGUGUUGGUGUGAGUGGAUCAGACAAAGCAGGGCUGCUGGAGUUUUUAAACAUCUCAGUGUCACUGCUGGACUGGAAUAAUGCACCAACCAACUGUGGGCAGCAUCCUGUAACCACUGAUAACUUUACAUCUACGUGAUAGAGCAACUACGACGGAGUGUCUAAUGCUAUGUUCACAUUACCAGGCUAAAAUCUGAUUUUUUGCUCCAUGUGGCUCAGAUCUGAUUUUUUCAUGGCUUUGUGAACGUGCCAAAUCAGAUUUUUUCAAAUCAGAUUUAAGUCACUUUCGUACGUGGUCCUAAAUCUGAAAAAUCUCCGAUCCGUGGACAAAUGUAAACGGUUAAAUCGGAAUUCAUGUUUUUUUGCUUUUACUUAAGACCAGCUGUUUACUAUUUACUCGAGCAAAAGAUGCUCCACAUAUGAACUGCUAAAGCAUUAAUUUCCCUUUAUGAAGCUACGAGUCGUCUCUCAAUUAUGACGUUUUUUGUUGUUGUGAAGAACACGUAUCAAUGUGCGCAUGUUAGAUGUUUCAGGGACAGAUUCGUUCACAUUACACACAGAUACAGAUCACUUACAUUUGUGAAUGUGAACCGUCAAGAUAGCCAAAGAUGAUCUGAGCAAAAAUUGGAUUUGAGCAAGUUGGCUUGAAAUGUGAACGUAGCCUAAUAGAGUGCACAGUGAGUGGACAUCAUGUUUAAAAACUCCAGCAGCAUUGCUGUAUCUGAUACCUGCAUGAGUGAUAAGAAUUACACACCACUUGAAUAAUAGUCGGUCUGGGUCGCUCUGUGGGGUUCAGACCAUUAAGAAACAAGGUGAAAGAAGGAUAAUAAAGUGUGCUAAAAACCGAAUGACUGAAGUCAUUAUAUGGCCUGUGGAGCUGAAAAACUGACAAACAAUGUAGAAAAAGGGAGGUGAUCAUAAAAUUCUGUAUGACUGCUUAUAUUGUUACUGAUAUACAAAUAUUUUGUUUGCUAUUUUCUGUUUCUUUGACAUAAGAUUAUUUGGUAAAACAUUAUUUAAAGUCGUUUCUAGAGGCAUUAAACUAAUCAGGCUUCUGGCUCCAAUCAUUACCCCUGUGAACUAUUCUGACAUGGUGUUAUAUAUAAAAAAAAAAAGAACAAAUGGUGGAAUUGCCCUUCACUAAUGUAUUAAUUCAUUCAAAUAUGGCAGCCAAUAUAUAAUAAUAUAUAACUUGUAGUACUCUGAUCAUUGUUUGGAUGUGUCAUGAAGCAAUAUAGCUGAUGUUUAGAUGUUUAUGUUUACCUUCUUUGAUGUAGAGCUAGAACAAAUACACCAGUAAUUAAUUUUAAGUGACGCUCUUUACCACAUCUAUAUGUAUUACAUAUUCUAAUAUUUGUUUAAAUUUUGUAUUUUACAUUCAUCUUUAGACAAAUAAUCAUAGUGUCUCUGAUGGUAAUGUCAUAUGCUUAUAAUUUCUUUUUUUAUUAUGCCUUUGUUUUGCAUUUCUGCAUGCUCUUUGUAUGUGUUUGAGACAAUAAAUUGUAUGGAAAAGUG